AAGUGUCCUGGAUUUUGAUGCUGUGGGUCAGAGGUUGUAAGCAGUCUGCUGACUGGGGUUACCUGCUGUCUCUGCAUGGCCUGUGGGUGCAGGAAUGGUGGGGUUGUGCUAAAGGCAUGGGGCUGAGAGAUGGUGAUGGCAGGGGGAUUCCUGAAAGUUCCAUGUGGCUGUAGGUAUUGAUGGGCGUGAACAACACGGGGUGAGGGGAUCUGCAUCUGCCCAGGCGUCCCUGCAAAACUGAAUCCCGGGGUACUCCCUAUUGCUCUGUCCUUGGCUCUUCGGUGGGAAUGCACAAGUGAACCUGACAUCCUCAUACCCACCAAAGCCUGACCUCACAUGCCAAGUCAAGGGUCACAUAUGUCUAAAAGUUGAAAAAAGUACCUGAGUAGGGGCUUUGGACAGGACAGGCUGCCCCUAGGGCUUCUGUGGGCUUGGAUAAGGUCAGGGAAGGGUCAGAUUUAGGUGCGGAGAAAGGUGAGUUCACAGGAAGGCUCUGGAGGCUGUGUACAAGGCUGGUGGUAAAGCAGGGACUCCAGUGCAGGGGAGGUGGCCUCACCCCUAGUUGCUCACACAUACUGCCUACAGAGAUUCCCAGAUCUGGUGAUGGUUCUAGCCUCAUUUGAAGGCCUCAAAUUACCUUGAACCUGUGAACCAGUUCCAGACUAAGAAGGGCUGCUUUCACCUGGCCAUUUACAGGGGCUGCCAGUUCUCUUUGCUGAAGAGCUCUGUGCUUUGCAAAGGGAUUCUUCUCUUCCUGGAAGGCCUUCCCAUUGGAUCUGCCGGGACUGCUUUUGGAUCUUUUUGCACCAAAGAGCUGGUGGGGAAUAAGGAAAGAUCAAGCUCAGUCUGAUGCUCCAAGACCACUUCAAGCUGGCCUUUGAACCUUGUCAACAAUAAGACCCUGAGUCUUCUGAAAACAGAGCUGGAGUAACUUGGGGAGUCAUCUCUCCAUUUCACAGGCACUAGCUGGAGGCCUUCGGCAAAUGAUUUUUCCUCCUAGCGCCAAACGCAGAUAGUAAGGGAAUCUCCUCUUCCGGCUGUUAUGAGGAUUUUAUGAGCUACUCCAGGAGGAGAACCUGGCAGUGAUGAAUAAAUGUGAACUGAACUAAAGUAUUUAGCACCAGGCCUGGCAUAUGGUUGCACUCUCAGUACGAUUGCUGGUGAUGCCUCAAAUACCUGAGACAUGAUGAGGGAUGUAGAGAGAGGGAAAAUACUCUUACCCGUCCUGUUGAAGGUCAUCCAUCCUGAAGACAGAAGCCUGUACCUCAGGUAGCCCAUGGCGAGCAGAGUUUUCCAGUCAAACUUCACCUGGUCCAAGAUACUGGAGCUAUGGAGGGACACCAGUGCUCUGAAGGGAGCCUUUGAGGUGGGGGACCUGCCAACAGUAGCCACCAAGCUGCAGGCCACACUUCACUUGCCGGAGAACGCCAGGCUGGACACUGGCAUUACUGGGGGCACAGGCUCAGGCAAGUCGACCUUUGUCAAUGCCAUCAGGGGGCUGGGAGACGAGGACCCCAGAUCAGCCUACACGGGCGUGGUGGAAAUGUCGGUGGACCCCACACCAUAUGCACACCCUAAGUACCCCAACGUUGUCAUCUGGGACCUGCUGGGCAUUGACACGCCCACCUUCCAAGCCAAAAAAUACCUCCAGCAGGUGCUGCUGGACCGUUAUGACUUCCUCCUCCUCAUCACCUUGGAGAGCUUCACUGCCCACCAUACCCAGCUAGCCUGUGAGAUCCUGCAGCAGGGCAAGCGCUUCUACUUCAUCCGCUCCAAGGUGGACGUGGACAUGCGGCCUCAUGCAGCCGGCGCCCCAGCACCUUUUCAGAGGAAAGAGCACUCAGCCAGACCCGGGAGGACUGUUGGCAACGGCUGGAAGUGGGGGGCGUGAAGGCCCCGUCUUCCGGCUUUCCAUGUUUGAGCUGGGCAAGUACAAUUUCGACCUGCUGGAGGAGUUGAUGGUGAAGGAACUCCAUAAACAGCCAUAAGCGGCAUGCGUUUCUGCUGGCCAUGCCCAACAUCUCGAAGCCCAUCCUAGAGCAGAAGGCAGCCUCGCUACAGCAGCACCUCUGGCUGGUGACCACUGUGGCCUGCGGUGUCAACCCAAGCCCUGUGCCAGUUGUGCAGGAUGUGGUGUGUGACCUGUGCAUGCUCAUCAACUCCCUGGAAGGCUACUGCCACAGCUUCGGCUUAGACAAGGACUCCCUCAUAAUGCUGGCGGAGCAGACAGGCCAGCCCUGGCACAAGAUCCUGGAGGCAGUACAGGGCCUGAAGACCAAAGUCACUGAGGCACUAGUGGUCGAACUACUGGGCCAGGCCUCCAGGGAUGCCUCUGCAUUCACACAGGAGCUCCUCAACGUGCCUGUCCUAGGCACCUUGGUCACCUGUGGCAUCUCCUUUGCUACCAUCUACCAGAUGCUCCGCACGUCUCUGGAUAAGGUGAUCAAGGAUGCCCAGAAAGUGCUGACUUAGGCCUUCCUCGACAAGCCCAACCACAAGAUCCCAGAUAAAUCCAAUCAACAAUCCCAGCCCUGACCCUAGGCCAGCUGGAAGUGGUAGUGAAGGGCUGGGAGGCUAUAGGUUCUAUCUGUCCCCAGGCUGUGUGGUGUUGGGGGAUGGAAAGAAAUGCAAGCUCUAACUCUCCUG
This is a messenger RNA of Canis lupus familiaris (dog), 2646 nucleotides long. RefSeq names its product interferon-inducible GTPase 5-like. Bases 1277 to 1891 code for a protein of 204 amino acids. Lineage: Eukaryota; Metazoa; Chordata; Mammalia; Carnivora; Canidae. Gene Ontology annotation, molecular function: GTPase activity; GTP binding. Gene Ontology annotation, cellular component: membrane. The transcript is spliced from 4 exons. The record is from RefSeq and is a predicted model, not a curated record.